Molecule: messenger RNA, 996 nt
Organism: Cannabis sativa
Lineage: Eukaryota; Viridiplantae; Streptophyta; Magnoliopsida; Rosales; Cannabaceae
Exons: 3
Coding region: 301-906 (201 amino acids)
Biological process (GO): proteolysis
Molecular function (GO): cysteine-type peptidase activity
Source: RefSeq, a predicted model, not a curated record
CUCCGAUCGAGGCACAACCCGUUAUCCAUGUACAUGACACCGAGUCGCAGGGUGAGAUUCUGUCGAUAGAGGCACAACCUGCAGUGGUUAAGAGUCGGAAGAGGAAGAGAAAGCCUCCUGUAUGGUUCGGUGACUAUACGGAGAUGAAGGAGACAUAGGCCAUCUUCGACUUUUGAUCCCCUGGAGCCACCGGAUGAGAAAUUGUUAACCACUUUCCGAAAGUGGUGUGUUGGACUCAUUCCGAACCACCGACUUCGGGAUUUGAGAAGUGGUGAUUACGGUCCAGGAUUCUUUUGGAUAAUGCUCACACCAAAGGAAUGGCUUACAGAUGACCAUAUAGAUGCAGCAAUGCAUAUGCUGAGGAGGCGACGCACCGACUAUCCACUGACAUUUCCUCAGAAGGGUGUCAUUCUCUCCACAUUCGUGACGACCAUGAUCAGCAGUGCAUGGACGAGCCACAAGGGUCCGAGGAAAAACUUUGUGUGGGAGGAUUAUAUCCUGGACUACUGCAGAGGGGUUCAUAAGUCCCAAGUCUUUGAGAGAUGGAGGGGUAACGAGUUUAUUUACUUCGUUCUGAACCUUCCCGAGGCAAGGCACUGGGUCACACUUGAAGUCGACAUAGAGCUGUGGAAAAUUAAUGUCUACGACUAUGAUUCCAGCGUCUGUCAUUGGACCGCCUUGGAACUCAUCCUGAAGACUUGGGGAGAACUGCUGCCCUCGCUAAUCCUUGCAACCGGGGAAUUUCCACAUAACAACCAGAUCAUGGCGUUAACUAACAGGGACAUCACGGUGCUUCCAAAAAUGCACUCGACUCGAGCCACUCACGACUUAGUUCCGAAGUCAACAACCAGGUACAUAGCGAUAAAAAAGUACUAUAGUAUUAAAAUAUGUUUUACGUUAGACUGACUUUACAUUUUAUUUUGCAUUUAGUGGUGAUUGUGGCGUCUAUUGCAUUGAGUAUGUGGAGCAUCUCAUGAUGCAGCGUGGAUUGACCGA